Molecule: messenger RNA, 995 nt
Organism: Styela clava
Lineage: Eukaryota; Metazoa; Chordata; Ascidiacea; Stolidobranchia; Styelidae
Product: DEP domain-containing protein 1B-like
Biological process (GO): intracellular signal transduction
Source: RefSeq, a predicted model, not a curated record
UAGUAAUUCUGCAUGAUAUAUUAAAUCGUGAAAAAUAAAUUUUAGAUAAGCAAUUUACUCAAAAUUGAAUAUGCGUCCGUGUUUUUUUAUACAUUUUUUUUUAUACGUAUAUAAGAGAAAAGGCUCUUCGUACGUUUUUUAUCAACCAAUCAAGAUAUGACAAUUGCGGGCGAUUAUAUAAAAUAACCAAUUGCAAAAAAUGUUAAAAAACAUCAAUUCUAAUGCGACGGACUCUGUUGCAUAAUUUAAUUAGCAGACUCCCUGCUGGUGCUUCCAAUUAAUUGGUUAAUUAAGGCAUAAACUAUAUAGUCCGAAAAAUCUAUAAAAGAAGGAGGUUUUCGGCACUAGUUUCAGCACUAUUGUUACACGAUUGGAAGUUGAAGACAACAUCAUGUUCAAAUACACUGCUAUUUGGAAUGAAAUUUACGAUAAAUUUGCCAUAGAGAUCAGCGUUGAUACGCAUUACCGGUUUAUGAAAAGGUAUCACAAAACGUUUACAGGAUCAUCAGCAAUUGAUGCCAUGCUUCGAGUCUUACGAUCUAUGCCACAUUUCGAGCACGUAACAGCGAAACAGUCUAAGUUGAUUCUCAACAAAUUAUUACAAAGUAAGGUUAUCGAAAACGCUGAACGACCGGGUAAAGUUAAGAAAUUUUUACCAAAAUAUUUAUACAGAUUCUGCAAUAUAAAAUUCAACGAUCAACCAGAAAUUAAGAAUUUAUUAAAAACGGUCGUGAGGAUUGGCACUAUGAUUGAUGUUAUUGAUGGAACAAAUGAUAGCCAAACAAGUUGCCAAACAAUGAAUAAAAUGAUGAGUUAAAUCGGUGUUAGCUCUUAUAUUUAUUGACAUUUAAAUCAUUUUUUCGAAUAUUCAUUUCUAGUCAGUGGUGUUGCUAUGUAGUUUGAUAACACAUUUUUAGGUAUUUUUUUAUCGCAAAAGUGAUGUUAUUGUAAUGUAAAAUCUGAUGUAUAUGUAUAUAAAUAUUCAGUUUGAUGAA